UACUCUUCACAAUAUAUCACAAUGGCGCCUCAACCCCAGGAAUCCUCCUCCCCCUCGUCCUCCUCCCUCCCGGGAAUGAAGCGCGGGAUAGGAAUCGGCGUAGUAGCAAGCCUCACCAUCAUCAUCAUUGCAAUCGUCACAUACCUAGCCUUACGCCGCCGACGCCUCCUCCGCGAAAAGAAAGCAAAAGAACUCGAAAACCCUACCUCCGACAUUGAACAACAACCGCUGCCUUUUAGCGAAGACCCAAACCAAGAAAAGAAACCAGCAUUUCAGUACUGGCGCCAGUUUCCAGCCGUCGAGGCAGAUGCGCGGAGUAUCCAUGAACUCGACGGUGCAGGGCCGAUGCCUGAAUUGCCUACCAAAGUCAAUGUGCAAGAGCUCGAGGCGAAUGCAGUGGAUAGCGGAGGGGUUGCGCCACGCUCGGCGGAGGAUGAGGAGGCGUUGAAGCGGAGCCAGAGCCAGAGCCAGGGAGUGGUUUUGAGGAAUUGGGCGAAAUGGACGAAAGCGUUAGGAUCUUCGGAGUCGGCGUCUUCUCCUACUGCAACAACGUCGAUACCACCGCUACCUACACAAGCACCGUCCAUACCACCCCCCCCACCAGAUUCAUCUUAUAAUCUAUAUGACACACCGAUAAUAGAAGAAACGCGGUCGCAAAACACUUUACCUCCGAGCGAAAACAUUGGGGAAGUUGACACGUCCUUGCAGCGACCGCAAUUGACCCUGAUGAACACCGAAAAGAAACCCCAAAAAGUGGGAAAGAAAGGCCGAUAUUAUUCGAUGGGCAGUGACGUUCUUUCCCCACUGAGUGCCAGCGAGGGACGUUCGUCUGUAGGCGUCAGCCCCCUGUCUGUGAGUCCGUUGAGUGAGGUAUACUUGCAGCAGCAGAGAUCGAGCUCAACGGGAAGACUGGUGUGA
Periconia digitata is the source of this 918-nucleotide messenger RNA. The record is from the annotation of a GenBank genome assembly. NCBI's taxonomy places the organism in Eukaryota, Fungi, Ascomycota, Dothideomycetes, Pleosporales, Periconiaceae.